Messenger RNA from Entrophospora sp. SA101, 1938 nucleotides. The record is from the annotation of a GenBank genome assembly. NCBI's taxonomy places the organism in Eukaryota, Fungi, Glomeromycota, Glomeromycetes, Entrophosporales, Entrophosporaceae.
AUGAGCCAAUCAGAAGUAAAAUCAAAAACCAAUACAGUCCCUAUCAUCUUUACCAAGGGAGAUCUUGCAAAACUUCAUAAACCAGGUGGUAAUCCACAAAUUAAACCUGAGUUAAUGGAACAACAUUUGAAAGAAGUUGGUGAACCUAAUGGAUUUUUACAUGUUGGUCAUGUAAAAGCUAUCAAUGUAAAUUUUGGAUAUGCUAAAGCAUAUGAUGGGAUAUGUUAUCUGAGAUAUGAUGACACUAACCCUGAAGUUGAGGAAGAGAUUUAUUUUACUUCUAUUAGAGAGGCAAUAGAAUGGUUAGGGUUUUCACCAUACAAGAUCACAUAUUCUUCUGAUUAUUUUGACAACUUUUAUGAAUUGGCAAUAGAAUUAAUUAAGUGUGAUAAAGAAUAUGCAUGUUCAUCUGAAUUUCAAAAAAUGAAGGAGGGAAAGUACAAGGAAGAAGAGGUAACCAUUUGUAUGAAGAUGGACAUGCAAAGUGGAAAUCCACAAUUUUGGGAUUUGGUUGCAUAUUGUGUUUUGCACACACCACAUUAUAGAACUGGAACCAAAUGGUGUAUUUAUCCAACUUAUGAUUUCACACAUUGUCUUUGUGACUCUUUUGAAAAUAUUAUGCAUCCACUUUGUACAUUUGAAUUCCAGACAGCUCGUGAAUUGUAUUAUUGGUUAUGUGAUGCUCUUGAAGUAUAUAAACCCUCAAGACUAGUUAAUGAAAAAUAUGUAAAAGGUUGGGAUGAUCCAUGGCUAUAUACACUACCAGCUUUAAGAAGAUAUGGUGUCCCACCAGAAGCUAUUAAUCAAUUUUUGGAAGGAGAAAUACAAAAAAUUCAAAAGAAUUUAUCAGAUCAAAAAAAUUUAUAUUCUCACCUUAAAAAACAAUAUGAAGAUAAAUAUGAGGAAGCCGAAAAACUUAGUAAUAUUAUAAAGUUGAAGGAAGAAGAAUUGGCCAGAACGGAACGAAAUCUUACUUUCUUUGCUGCAGAAGAAAGAAAAUGGAAUGGUGAACGUGAACGUUUAGAAACUGCAAUAAGCAAACUUGAACAAGAUCUUACUGAAACGUUAGAUCUAAGUGAUAUUGGAUCAUCCAAGGAUUUACGUACUGAAAUGGUUGAUCAUGUACUUGCAUCUAUUGAAGUCGUUUCAGAUUCUAACACGGAGGAUAUAAGAAACGAUAAAAAAAACAAGCCACGACGCCGUAAAGAUGAUACCUCAGAUAUUAAUACAAUUGAUGAGCAUGCUCAAUCAAGAUCUAAUAAUGACUUAGAUAGGCAUCGCGUGACUGAUAUCGAACAAUCUGGUCGUAAACAAAGUAGUUCACGAUCAUCCCGCCGUUUUGUAGAUCAAAGUGUAGUUGCACGUAAUAAUCCACUUGUUGAAACUCAAUUUCAAACUUUGUCUUCAGAAUUAGGUGUUCAAUAUGCUUUAAUUGAAGGAAUAUUAAGAAAUCGUGCAUCAAAUGGUAAUACACAUGGAAAUCCACACGGAAAUUUGCAUGAUAAAAGAGACAGAGCAAUCAGAAAUAAUGCCGAAGGUGAUAAUAAUGAACUUGCAAGGCAUAGAGGUACAAGAAACUCUGUGCGAAGAAACAAAAGAAGAGUAAAUCCAAGUCAAGAAAUAGAGGCACAAGCUUUAGAAAAAAUUGAUUCCCAAUCAUCAAAAGCACUUGUUCCACGUAAUGCAAAUAAUUCGGUUCAUAAUAUUGCAAUAGUUCAUAAUACUGCAACUUUUGCUUUAUACACAGUAGUCAUUUACCUCUUUGGAAUCAUAACAUCGGUCUUUGUCAUUGAUAAUAAUCAAGGAGCAGCUCCAUAUAGUGAUUGGAUGCCUUAUGAUGACUUGAGAGAAGAUGGUUGGGCAUCACGUCUUGGGCAAAUGAUCCUCUAUUGGGCAGAAAUAUUAUUGAAUGAUGGAAACAUGAGAGUACCUACCUAA